GUCGUUAGUGUUCCCCGAUCGUAGUUGUCAAGUGUGUUAUUAAAUUUUUCGAUUGAUUUUUGAUAUUGACCCGAUACUCUUAAGCGGAAUAGAAUCGAUAAUGCUAUCCUUAACAACGAAAAUAAUUGUGUCCGACGAGGUUCGUCGUAAAAUUUAAUGCAAUGCUGAGUGAACUAUCGAUAUUCCGAAAAUAUUAAGCAACAUGCUCCAUGUCUAAUUGGACACAACACACAAUCACGAUCGCAAGUAUUAAUCGUCUGUAGUAACAAAAUGUUUCCGCCAAUUCCACCGCUUAUCAAUGUUGAUAUGAUUUAUCAAUAUCAACCGAAUCCGUACGUGGGUUUAUUCAAUCCGGCUCCAGCGAUAAUUCAACAGAUUCCGCAACAGAACCCCUUCCUCAGUCAACUAAUCCAUACACAGCAACAAAUCAUCAACAGUCAAAUCCUUCAAAAUGUAUCAAUGUUCGCCCAGCAACAUCAACAUCAACAACAACAUCACCAGCAGCACGAACAGCAGCUACAGAUAUUAGCAUCACAAUCCUCAUUGCCCACAUCUAGCACAACCGAAAUCAACGACAACGAUCUCACAUCGUUUCAGCAGCAGGACACGAAUUUCGGUGACAAAAUCAAAUUUGCCACCUGGAAUGUUCGUGGCGCCGUGGAAAUGGACAAACGGAAUGCCAUCGAUAGAUGUCUGAGUGAGAAAAUGGUUCAAAUUGCAUGCAUCCAAGAGACCAAAUUACAAAUGAACCAGCUGGAGACGGCCAACUAUCGGUGGAAUUUAAUAAAUCGAAAAAACGACCACAGCAUUCACUGUGGCACAGCGAUACUAGUCAAACACAGCUUCAGAGGGGCCGUGACCAAUUUUGAAGCGGUUACCGGGAACAUUUUCUCGUGCUUUGUACGUUCCAAAGAUGCGACCAUUUUAGUGAUAUCGGCCCAUUUGACGGACGAGCUCGGCACGGAAGUGGAAUUCGAAAGACUGAAGAAUUUUCUUAAAUUGUACGAAUCACUGCCGGUAAUUAUUUUCGGCGAUUUCAAUGCUCAGCUGGGCAAAUUGGAUCUGGCGAGCUCGGAUCAAGUUUUCAUGGGACGAUUUCUGUACCACGACAAGUGCAACUAUAACGGCCGGCUGUUGAAAGAUCUCGCCGCGGAAGCAAAAUUAUUUAUCAAAAACACGUUCCGAUCGAACAAGGUCUACAAAUGGAAAAUGAUAUUGACGACGUGUCGACUGAAGGAUAAAACCAGUACAACUAAAGCGGUUGAAGCUCAAACGGAUCAUAUUCUGACCAGUCGAGAUGGCAUUGUGUUUGUGCGAAUGUUACGCGGCUACUAUCGCAAUAACAUUAAGACAGAUCACAAAAUGAUUGUGGCUGAUAUUGAAAUAAGGAAUAGAGAAAGUGGUGCGAACGAGAACGUAAUUGAUUUGUCGUUGGACGAUGAUGUUCCUGGUAAUUCUCACGAUGUGGAUAAGCGGUACGGUGACGAUAGGAUGAAUCAGGAUUCUACGCGUGAUAAUCAGUACACACGAAAAGAGCUCCUGUUACGCGAAAAGUUGGGCCGAUGUGGCGAAGGUCUAACCAAUGAUCAGUCCAACACCAAACCAAACACAGUGAGCCAGAACCACGUUGAAAACGACAACUUAAAAGUGAUCAAAUCCAACAAAAUGCAAAUCUCUCCCGGUGAGCCGGUUCCGCCCGGUUUCGAAGAUUUGGUGAAACCGGUGGCCGAACUGCAGGUGAUACUCAGCAAAUAUCGUACAUCGCCGAUGCUCGGAUUGGAAUACGUGAUUGAAUUGAUUAUGGGCGAUAGGCGGCCACGCACCUACCAUUGUGCAUUGUGCGAUUUAAUUUGUGAUACCAAAGAUAUUAUCGAUCACAUCAAGAGCUAUGAACAUCGAUGCAAAUACCUGGAAAAACAUUUCUCAACGGUCAUGGUGUCUCUGUCUCAAUACCGACACCAUAAAAGUGCAAAGAAUGUCCUGGCUGGUGUUGUUGAAGCUGUAUGCGAUUCUAUAGAAGAUGCAUACGGUCGCAUGGUGCCUAGUGUCUUCGAAAACAACGAUUAUACGACCAACAGAGCCAUGUAUAUGAAACGAUUGGCUGGUGAGCGUCAUUUCGACGAAAAAUCUGGUUCGACUUUUGUUGGUGUAGUUGAUCACAAAGCCAUCCAAAGUGCAUUCGAAAAACUUGCUGAGACUACGAAAAAUAAAGCAAUGAACGUGGUGGCCAAACGGCCUCGUGUUGACACGACAAGAGGAAAACGCAGUAGCUUCGAUUCGAUUUCUAGCAGUGAUAGUGUGACUGCGUCAUUCAAGCGUAAGAUCAGCAGUUCAACGAAAGCAGUCGAUUCGAUUGAGGUCGAGCAAAUCAAUCUCGAUUUGAUAAGUAGUGACAGUGACGAUGAUUCCAGUGCAAGGAGAAGAAAAAAUUCGAGUUCCCGCCGAUCGUCCAGUUAUGUAAGAGAUGAUGAAACGGAAGACCACAAAUACGAACGAUACCGAGCUAUGACAGAAAAGGCCGUCAGAAAUGCAACGAAUUUAUUGCAAGAAUACGAAAAGUAUCCCGAAAAGCAUCCAAUGUAUCCCAGCGAAUGGAAACGGUAUUGGACAAGACGUAGCAAGGAACUUGAAGCAGCUGGCAGAGAUCCAUCGAAAUUCGACUUCUCACCGGAAUGGUCAAAAUAUUGGCUCCGUCGACUGAGGGAAUUGUACGAAGACGAAAUUGCUCUGAAGAAAUUCGAAAUUCGUAAGAAACUCAACCUGUCUGCGGAUUACUAUCCACGGUCGUCAUCCUACAGCUACAACGAUCCGGCGGCACCGUCAUCAUCAUCGUCGUACCGUUAUGACAAAGAGGAAACUAGGAUGCAAACGCAGUACUCAACGGAAACGGUUAGUGAAGACAACGCUGAUGAUGAACCAUUGACGGUUAUAUCGGUGUUGCGACUAUUGGCCGCUCUGGAGGAUCAGUUAGGGUCCACAUUGGGAAAGAAAGUGCUGGACUUGCUUUCAAAGGCUGUACAUUUGGAGAAAUUGAAAGCGAAUUUGGCUGACGACGUAUUGAUGAAUGAGGAGAACAGUGUGCUUCUGGAUACGGUGAAGGAAAAGCUGAAGGGUUUGAUCAUAGCGAAAAUCGUCAACAAUCAGCAAAUCAACGCUGUUCGCCGAGCAAUACGAAAUGUCGAGUCCAUCGUUGCGAUAAUCGACAAGAAAAUAUCGGUGACUAAAGUUAAGGACGAACCUACUCCCAGCGACAAGAAAGAGGUGAGCAACGACAGAUCAUGGACGGAGCAUCCGAAACCUUCACCAACGGAAAGUGAACGGAGACACGAAAGUCUUUUCGAAGUUAGUAAACAAAUUGCGACUGCGUUCCUCAUUCAAAAAAUGAAAAUUUCUAAGGAGCGUCUGGAGGAACUCACCGCAAACUAUGCCAGUCAAUCGAGAGAUUCGUCGGAAACACCAUAUCUGUAUGGUGUGCGUAUGAGCCAAAGCGAAUUCGAUUAUUCGGCAAGAACAGAACCGUCGCAUUCCUCAUCGCACUCUCAAUCAUCGUCUCACUCGCAGCCAUUGUCUCACGCACCUGCACCACAACAGCCUCAUAGUAAACCACAAAGUUUAAUGGAGGGCGGAACGGGUUUUGCGUUCAAUUUGUUCAACAGAAGUAUGAGAAAUGCCAACAAAAUGGACAAUUCGACCGUCAAUGCAUCGAGUGGCAGAAACUUUUCGAAUCGAUCCAACAACGCAGGCGACACAUAUCCACAGCACCAUGCGUCAAUGAACAUCGGGAAUUCCAAUCAAUGCAACCAAAAUUUCCGAUCUUCAGAGCCGUUCAACCAACAAAACUUCAAUCAGCCUCAACAAAACAACACUAAUCACCAGCAUCAGCGUUUCCAGCAGCAAAACGCGUCAACAAAUUCUCAUCAACAGCCACAAAGUUCAUCGAACAAAAACAACAAUUUCCACCAAGCCAACCGAAGGAAGCCAAAUCACAUGUCGAUAUGGGAGUCCGACGAAAUGAUGACAACAAAUCAGUCGCAAGGAUUCGACCAAAAGACCAACAAUUCCAUUUGGGAAACGAAUCCGAUGCAAAGCCAGAAUCAGCAACAAUUCAACCAGGGAUCAUCCUAUCAACCGAACCCGAAGCAACAACAGCAAUCUCAUUACAAUAAUUUUUAUCAGCAGAAUCAGCAGCCGAUCUGGGAUAAUCAAUUUUCACAACAGCAAAACAACCGGAAUAGCCGACGCCAUUAGCUUAAUCAUACUUGCAUAGGUCACUUGAUUAUUUUCUGUACAAAAGCCGCGCGUGAAUUUUACUGAAUUAUAUUGAUAAUGAUAUAGAGUUGGAUUACA
Bradysia coprophila is the source of this 4347-nucleotide messenger RNA. RefSeq lists its product as uncharacterized. Lineage: Eukaryota; Metazoa; Arthropoda; Insecta; Diptera; Sciaridae. The record is from RefSeq and is a predicted model, not a curated record. Gene Ontology annotation, molecular function: catalytic activity.